This is a messenger RNA of Epinephelus moara (kelp grouper), 2927 nucleotides long. RefSeq names its product major histocompatibility complex class I-related gene protein-like. Gene Ontology annotation, cellular component: external side of plasma membrane. Gene Ontology annotation, biological process: immune response. The transcript has 7 exons. NCBI's taxonomy places the organism in Eukaryota, Metazoa, Chordata, Actinopteri, Perciformes, Serranidae. The record is from RefSeq and is a predicted model, not a curated record. The coding region runs from base 48 to 1082 and encodes 344 amino acids.
GUCAGCUGACUCUGUUGAGCUCCAGGCUUACUUAUAAAAAAAACAAGAUGAAGACGUUAUGUGUGUUGCUCCUUUUCUGUCACGUUGCAUCUACAGUAAAACACUCCCUGAAAUAUUUCCUCACUGCAUCUUCUGGAGUCCCAAACUUUCCAGAGUUUGUGGGUGCUGCCAUGGUUGAUGACGUUCAGGUGGGUUACUGUGACAGCAACAUCAAGACAGCAGAACCCAAACAGGACUGGAUGAGAAAAAUAAUAAAGGCUGACCCACAACACUUGGAGUGGUACACUCUGAAGUGUUUUGGUAGUCAGCAGGUCUUCAGAGCCAACCUUGACAACUUGAAGCAACGCUUGAACCAAACUGGAGGUGCUCACAUUUUACAGAGGAUGAAUGGCUGUGAGUGGGAUGAUGAGACCGGAGAGGUCAUUGGAUUUAAUCAAUACGGUUAUGAUGGAGAAGACUUCAUAUCAUUGGACCUGCAAACGCUGACAUGGACUGCUCCAAAACAACAGGCGUUCAUCACCAAACUUAGAUGGGAUGCUGAGAAAGCUAGAAUACAAUACAAUAAAGACUACUAUACCCACAAAUGUCCUGACUUGCUGAAGAAGUAUGUGCAAUAUGGGAGAAGCUUUCUGCAGAGAAGAGACCUUCCCUCAGUGUCUCUCCUCCAGAAGUCUCCCUCCUCUCCAGUCAGCUGCCACGCUACAGGUUUCUACCCUGACAGAGCCAUGAUGUUCUGGAGGAAGGAUGGAGAGGAGCUUCAUGAGGACGUGUACCACGGAGAGAUCCUCCACAACCACGAUGGAACCUUCCAGAUUACUGUUGAACUGGACGUUUCAUCAGUCCCACCUGAAGACUGGAGGAGGUACGACUGUGUGUUUCAUCACUCUGGCAUGAAGGACGACAUUGUCACCAAACUGGACAAAGCAGUGAUCAGGACCAACCAGGUUUGUUCCUAUGGGUUCCCUGUUGGUGGUGUUAUUGGAAUUGUUGUAGUACUUCUGCUGCUGGCACUGUGCAUCACUGGACUCUUCAUCUGGAGAAGAAACUAUCAUGGGUUCCAGCCUGCUAACAUGGGGCAGUGACGUUUAGAAGAGGCUGCUGACCUCCACUUAGUGAUGAGUCAACAAAAUCACAACAAGUUCCUAGACGGGAUUGUUUCUUAGAAAAAAACAUCUACAAAGACUGACUGAUGCAGGACCAAGUGGCAACCUCGGAGGCUGAAAAAUGCAACCAGUGUGGAAGAGCCAAAAACUGUAGUUCAACUAGUGGCCACUUGAGGCUGGCUCCAAAACAGUCGAUCCCCAUAGAUCCACAUGUUUAAAUGCCCAGCAGCAUAAAUAAUAUAUGUGUGACCCACUGCCGGGAGAUUUAAAGAGCAGCUGGUAGGAGUUAGCAGAUAACUCAAAGAAGAAGAGCAACAGUCGAAAAUAUCUGCAAAUUGGGAAAACAAUGAGGCCCGGGAGCUCCUUACCCGCCGAGCAGAGGAUGAGAUCAGCUGCCAUAUAACAUUGUUAUUUCCAUGUUAUGUCAUUGUUAUUUUUUAUAAAACUCUGCCAAUGCUUAUGUUUUAUGCUGCAGUAGAGGCCUACACUGUUGUGUUACAUGUCACACCUGCCAUGCCUCUUUUGCUUCCAUGAUGCCAGCCUGCCAUCUAAAAUCACUCAUGGAGCAGCAUGAUGCUGCGGUUGUAAAAAUGCAAUGGCGUCACAAACAAGGGACUUCAUUGAGGUUCUAUAGCACAAGCUCUGUGUAAAAAAGGCUUAUGAGUGAAAUGCACUCUUCACUCCUCCACAGCUUCAACCUCUAAUCCAACUAUGGUCACAAAACAAAAACAAGCUGGCAACAGCUGAAAUCCGAAAUUUGAGGCUUCAAAACGGUAGUCCACAAACCAAUGGGUGACUUCACUGUAGCUGCUUCUAUUAUUUCACACAGUCUAUGCACAGGACUGACAGAGCUGGAGGUUGCGUCUGAUGGCUUUACGACUCACCAAAUAGGAUCACUCACACACACACACACACACACACACACACAAACACACACACACACACAGCUUGCGUGAGAGUUAAAACUAAUCAUCACUGGCCACCAAACCCUCUCAGUGGGUCUUCACUGUGAGUAAAUCGGACAGCUCCAGGAACAGCACACCGGACAGCAUUCAUGAGUCCACCAUGUUGAAACACCACAGCUGUCUUUAAGCAGAGACAGCUGUGACAAAAAUUAUUCUAUAAGCACUUUAAUUGUGUUGGAAGUGGGGAAAGAGGGUAUAGUCUGUUUCUUGUUUUUAUUUAUUUAUUUAUUAUGUGUGUGUUUCAGCGUUUAGUGUGUUUUUUUUUUCUCAUCUGUUCAAGCAGGUUUGUUCUCUUGUAACCAAGGAUGUCAGUUCAAGGCAGCUGUAGUGAGAUGGAGAAAGGCAACCUGUUGUAAAUGUAAAAUGACUUGAUGAUGGAGGAGGAAUAAAAGAGUGAGAGCAAAGUGACAAAUUGUUAGUGAAGCAUAUGGCAUAUUUGUGAAAAAGCCUAAACGCAUUCUAAAGUAAUCAAAUGAUCCAUAGUUUUUGGUGGGGGGCACCAGGGUUAACCGAGGCCGGAGGCAUAAUGUUUUCGGGUUGUCCAUCUAAUUCUCCCGAACACAAUAUCUCAAGAACACCUUGAGAGAAUUUCUUCAAAUUAGCACAAACGUCCACUUUGACUGAAGAAUAACCAGAUCACAAUUUGGCAGUCAAGGAUCAAGCUCACUAUGACCUCACAAAACAUGUUUUUGGCCAUAACUCAAGAAUUCAUAUGCUAAUUAUGACAGAACUUCACACAAAUGUCUAAAAGGAUAAAUAGAAAAACCUCAAUUUGUGGUGUUUUACUGACAUAGUGUGUUUAUUUGGAAAGAGGCUGAAUGCAAACAGUACAUUUCCUGUGGAAACGUGAGUGUAUUUA